Messenger RNA from Bactrocera neohumeralis, 993 nucleotides. RefSeq names its product trypsin alpha-3-like. Gene Ontology annotation, biological process: proteolysis. Bases 155 to 931 code for a protein of 258 amino acids. The transcript is spliced from 2 exons. Gene Ontology annotation, molecular function: serine-type endopeptidase activity. Lineage: Eukaryota; Metazoa; Arthropoda; Insecta; Diptera; Tephritidae. The record is from RefSeq and is a predicted model, not a curated record.
AUUUCGCACGAAGUAAAGAGUCACGAACUGAAAAACUGAUCGAGAACCCAGCGAUGCACUCACAAAUGCGAAACGCCGAUUUCGAUAAACCCUACGGAUGUAUAAAAGCACUACGCGCCCAGGGGAACGCAUUCAGUUGUGCCAGUGACUUACUAUGUGUCAAUUUAGUCGACAAUUAGUUUUGCAAUUCAUAUUAUGUUUUGCAUUUGGCCAUAUUUAUGGGCAUCAAGUGUCCGGCCGUAUUGUUGGCGGAAGUGCGGUAAUACAUAAGAAAUAUCCUUAUUACGUGCGUCUGCACUAUUAUGGAAAGUUCAUUUGCGGCGGCUCGUUGGUGCGGAACAAUGCUGUACUCACGGCAGCACACUGUGUCAAGAGCAAAAAUAAGGAGGGGCUGAGCGUACACGCGGACACCAUUAAUUUUGGUGACACUGGAGUGGAGAGAAUGAUCAAGCACGCGCUAGUUCCAAAAGGAUACGUUGAAGAGACAAUACAUUAUGAUGUAGCGGUGUUGAUACUCUCUUCUGCUAUACCGAGAGCAAAUUUAUCGGUGAUACCAUUGUAUAAGAGCGCGGUGGCUGUUGGUACGAAUUGCCUGGUUAUUGGUCAUGGGGACACCGAAGAAGACGGCGUCGUCUCACGACAAUUGCGAGAGAUCCAUGUACCUGUCGUGAGUCGGAAAGAUUGUCAGCGCAAAUAUCGCGGUACCGGCGCUAUUACACAAUAUAUGAUGUGCGCUUCGGAACCGGGCAAAAAGGAUUCGUGUCCGGGUGAUUCUGGCGGUCCGAUGAUAUGCAAUGGUAAACAGGCUGGCAUUGUUUCGUGGGGUGAGGGUUGUGGGCGUGUCGAAUAUCCGGGCGUUUACACAGACAUAAGCAAGGUGUAUGGUUUCAUUGAAUAUGCUCUUAUGAUUGAAAAUAUUGUAUUUAUUUAAAUGUAGUAAUCAUUAAUACUAUACAAUAAUCUAUAUGUUAUACAUAUGUAUGCAUUAUAAAU